GUCUUCGCCGUCCAUUCGUCCAUCGGCGCUCGUACCUGUCUGUCGCGUGGCGUCGUCUUUUUCUCUUCGCCCUCUCUGUGUCCGGUGUGUGUGUCUGUGUUUGCGGCGUGUAAGUACUUACCCCACCUUCGCCUCCGCCCCAGUGUUGUUGAUCCAGCACCCGUUGAACUCCCGGAUCACGGAGGCCGCGGGAGCCUCCGCUGCGAGCCUGAACCCCGACCUUUUCGGCGGGUCGCGCUCCGUCAUCAUCACCAUCAUCAUCAUCAUCGCCGUCAGCGUCAGCGUCAUCGUCGUGUGCUCAUCUCGUGUGAAGAUCACGCACGGCGCGCUGCGCACGCUGUGGCUUCAAGGCUGUGGCGCGCACCAAAGCUGGCGUCGCCGUCGUCACACAACAAGCCAACAACAGCAACCAAUAGCUGUACCGUGCAUGCAUGCAUAGUAGUGCCCCCUGUGCCUGCCCCGUUUCUGUGUGAGUUGCAUUCGUGUUUGUGAUCAAAGCCGGCGAAGAAAUCUGUGAAAACACGUGAGCUGAACGACGACGACGACGACGAGCUGCUGCUGCAUCACAGUAGACUCGGUGUUGCUGAGCUGCUGCACAGAGACCAUCUGCCUGCGGGGUUUGUUGCGCGGUGGUAUUGCAUCGACGUUGCAGGUGCCCGCUGCGUCCAGUUAGUGGUUGUUUUCGGUUUACGUACGUCCAGAGUGUUGUGUAGUGCAAACGGCUUCCCCGCUUCUUUUUUGUUUUGCCAAUUAACGUUCUGAAGCAAUUCAACGUUCAACAUACACGCGUGUAUGCCAGUGGCGUGUUCGUCGUGUGCGGUCGGCGAGCGCAACCAGUGGAAUUAUUUCCCAAAACCAACCGACCGACCGAACGAUCGAUCGAUCGAUCCAUCGCGAUCGAUCGUCUGCUCGUUCGCUCGCUAUCCAAAUAAGUGGUGCGCGCGAGUGCGAGGAGGGAGGUGCGAGAGAAGAGAAAAGUAAAAGUGAUAAUCGUGCGUGGCACCUCGCACGGAGGUGGUGUUUGGAUUUGGAAGUGAAAUCAACCUGGCACACACACGCACGGCGACGGUCAAAAGUACAGUGAGAAGUGAAGUGAGAAAGGCCGUAGGAGAUGGAACGCAGGUCGCUGUCGCUGGUGGCGCUCGUGCUGCUGCCGCUGGUGGUGCAGCAGCCCCCCGCCACCGAAGCGCACGUUGCCCUCACCUUCCCUCCCGCCCGGAAGUACGAUUUGGAUUUUCUGGAUAAUUCACGCACGAAAGCACCGUGUGGGAUGCCGAAAGGUUCACUGAAAACAUCAUUCAUCGAGGGCAGCACGUUCAACGUUUCCUGGCAUCUGGCGUAUCCGCAUCGGGGUGGCUUCCGGCUUGAGGUGCUCGAUACCAAGGAGAAACCGGUACUGAAUCUGACACCGAGUAGCAAGGAGAGGCGCUUCGUACGUGAUGACGCAACCGCCCAACAGUACCAGGUAUCGCUGCCAAGGAACUUCACCUGCCGGGACUGUACGCUACGAUUGGUGCGCCAAGCGGACGAGUGGGGUGGUAACUAUCGGUUCUGGUCCUGUGCCGAUGUGGACAUCGUACCAAGGCGGGAACAUCACGAGACCUGUUCCGGGCAUGGCAAGUUCAUUGCGCGGUGCAAGUGUGACAAGAAGUACUACGGGCAGCGGUGCGAGUUCUGGGACGAGUGUGUCUCCAACCAGGACUGUGGCAUCCAGGGUACCUGUGUGGAUCUCGGUGGUACGUCGCUACCGCGCCGUCAGUGCUACUGCCGGCUGGGAUGGUACGGUGCCGGAUGUAACAAGAAAUCGCCAAUCAAAUCGACCGAUAUUGACUACUCGGUGUACAAGGCGAAGGUCCUAUCGCCCGAUCUGAACGUGUACUGGCGUGUGCUGAAGGAGCAAGCUGAGGUGGAGAUGGUGCUGAAGGUGAACGGUACCUCGUGGGUUGCCCUCGGUUGGCGGCCACGGAAGCUGACGGCGGAAUGUAAGAACUUCCCGCUCAUCGGUGGCGGUACAUCGGGUGAGGCCGGCAGUGCCGAGCCUGAACCAGCCAGCGAACCUACUUCCGAGCCAGUUGCAGAACCCAAAUCUGAACCGGAACCCGGAGCGGAACCUGGAGCGGAACCCGGCGCGGAACCCGGUGCUGAGCCAGGCGCAGAACCAGGAGCAGAACCAGAACCCAAAUCGGAACCCGAACCCUCUUCCGAACCUGGAGCAGAACCUGAACCAAAAAGUGAACCAGAACCGGGGGCAGAGCCAGCAUCGGAGCCCGAGCCAACGGGUGAACCUGCGUCGGAACCCUCAUCAGAACCAGAACCCAAAGGAGAACCAGAACCAGAGCCAGGAGCGGAACCCGGAGCAGAACCAGAACCGAAAUCCGAACCGGAGCCCACUGGAGAACCAGAACCGGAAGCAGCAACGGAACCGACGGCCGAACCAAAGGCCAGCGCCGGAAAGCGAACGAAGCGUGCGAACGGUACACCUGCGGCCGAACCGGAACCAGAACCAAAGUCGGAACCCGCCGCCGCAGCUGAACCAACGGCCAAACCGAAAUCCAAACCGGCCGCUGCUGCUGCUGCUGGUGCUGCUGCUUCGAAGCUAAAGCUAAACCCCUACACUCCACGCCAUGAUUUCAAUCCGAUGGACUGCACGGACAUCGUGAUAGGUACGGCCCGUGGGGAGAACCAUCGGGUUUGGGAUUACUAUACCCGUGACCGUUCGACACCGCGCGUCGAUAGUUUCUGGGGUGGUAAAUCCGAUCUGACGGCAACCGGUGGCUUCGAGAAGGAUGGCGUAACGACGAUCAUCUUCCGCCGUAAGCUCGACUCGAGCGAACCAACCGAUCAUGCGAUCGUGGACGAUCUGAUGCACGUAAUUUGGGCGCGCGGCCAGGAACCGGGUGCCUACGUCCAUUCGCCCCCGUCCGGCAUCGAGAAGGAGUCGGCAUCGGUGCGCGAGUUCUACCAACCGGACGAACUGAAGUACCAUGGCCAUCGUAUGCAGCGGGGCGUAACGCAGAUCAACUUCCUGGAGGAGGACCUCCCGAAGCUACCAGUUCCGCCGGGUGCCGUUCCAGUGCAGCCAAAGGAUGGUGCGACCGUACCGGUGGCCGGUAGUGAAGGGGUGAUCGUACCGGCCGGUCCCGUUGGUCACGAGCUCGACAAUGAGUGCCACGGAUUCUACAAAUUCCCACGGACCUGCGAUCCGGAGCAGGCGAACUGCGAGUACUUCCUGAGCUGGCAAACGGUGGCCCGCGGUGAAGCCGUACACUUUCAUCUGGAGACGAAGAAUACGGCCACCUGGACCGGUGUUGGGUUCAGCGAUGAUCAGAAAAUGUCCCAAACGGAUGCCAUCAUCGGUUGGGUGGAUAAAAGCGGUCGACCGUUCCUGAUGGACACCUGGAUCAAUGGUUAUUCCGCCCCGAAGCUCGAUGAUCGUCAGGAUCUGUACAACGCAUCCGGAGCGAUCCAGAACGGACGGACGGUGUUGGAUUUUACGCGCAAACGCAUCACCGGUGAUGACGCGGAUUUGGCCUUCACGGAGGAUCGCUGCCUGUACCUUAUGUUCCCGAUCGAGGGCGGUGCGUACAAUGCUGUGAACAAGAAGGUCGGCAAACACGGUUCCGUACCGGUGGUGACGGAUACGCGCGUUUGCAUUAAAUCGUGCGCCAAGAUGUUCGAACAGCUGCAAACGAUCACGGCAGCACCGGCACCGGACCGGAUCGCGUACGAGGCGGCCAUUAAGCUGACGAACCUGGCGACCGGGUUCCAGGUACCGAGCAGCGGCACACCGGAGCAUCGCGAUCUCUCCAAAUCCGUCAGCGAUACGUUCAACGGUGUGUUGAAGGAGGUGCCCGGAUUCUACCGAACCGAUAUUAUGGAUUUCGAAAAAGAGACAGAUGGCAGUGUCGUCGUGAAGAUGAACAUACUGGUCGAUAAGGAGAUGAAGAACGGAUCGCGGAACGUGUUGGCCGAUGAUCCUGCCAAGCUGGAGCUUACCAUUCACAACCUGAUGGUGAACAACCUGUCGUCGGGUAAGGUGGGAGCGUUCUCCGUCGAUCCGACGUAUCUAGAGUUUACGCAGCUUGAAGGACAAGCAUCGUCGCCUAAGGAGGAGGACUCGUUUCUACCGGCCACUGUACGGUUGCAUCUGAUUUUGGGUUGCAUCGCGGGACUGGUCUUCAUCGCGAUCAUCCAAGCGACCUGUACGAUCGUCAAGACACGUCGCACGAACCGGUUGAAGGAUCAACUGAUUCCCAAUUCGGCCUGGAAGGACUACUCCUCGAACACAAACUAUGCGUUCGAUAACUUUGAGGCCGAAGCGAAGACUCACCAUCACCACAAGGGCCGCUCGUCGGACCGGGGCUACAGCAACGGCAAUAGCCAGCAGACGACGCUGCAGAUGUCCCAUUCGCCCAACAAAUCCCAGUACUACGAGAUCGAUCGCACCGACGGUGGCCACGGUAUGACGGGACAUCGUGGCAAUUCCGGAGAUCCACGAAACGGAGGUUCAGCCUAUCCGUAUGCAUCGGGUGGUGGGCAGCCACGCCACGGGUACGAUCGUACCGGUGAGCGAUCCUCAUCCUACGCCGAUCGUGCCUACUCCCUUCCCCGACCGAUGCAUCAGCAGCAGCAGCAGCAGCAGCAGAUGCAACAGCAACAACACCAUCAACAGAUGCAAUCACGUCCGACGAACGAAUACUACACGCAGGACCGUCGUGGCAAGUCACGGGGUGCUCCUUCGGGCAAUGGUGCCGGCAAUCAUCAUUACGCACCGGCUGGCAAUGGCCAUCAACAGCAACACCACCAGCAACAGCAACAGCAGCAGCAGAGGCCAAUGCCCGACUCGUCGGAUCUGUACUUUACGCCAACCCAACGCAAAUAUUCCGGCGAGGUCGUGCGAGUGUUUGUCGAUUACAACAAGGAUAAGAAGUAGGGAGACCGUAGGAACCGACAAAGCAACCGACCGACGAACGUUACCAACCACCGUCACCGUCCACUUCCCAUUCCCUCCCCGUAUCCCUGCGUACAGCAGUUCGAGCAUAGCGAAGCAUAUCGAACGGUUGAUGCCAUUCGCAAGGGAAUGGCGUCACAGUCAGCCAGUCAACCCCGAGGUCUAGAUGAUGAUGAUCAUCCGAAGAGACGUGAGAUUCAGUAUAGGGGGUUUAGGGCUAGGAUGCCCGGCAAUAAGUCGUAAAUACUCCCUCCGGAGAUCGCUCGAAGAUCGAACCGUCCUCGAACCGUCAACCGUGACCAACGAAUGUACAUAAUAUAUGUUUUAUUAUCUUUUAUCUGUUUCACUUUUUGCCCACUUAUUAAACAUGGCCACACACGCGCACACACACAGAGGAGUUGCGUGCGUUGCGCCUGACCAUAAUGUUUGUUUUAGAGAAUUUUAAUUUCGUUUUAUGUUUCGCAAUGUUUUAGUCCCCAUUCGUCUCGUCUCGUCUCGUCUUUACUGGUAUCAUUCGCGCGUAAUGUUAGUGAGUAAGCAAGUAUCAGCUUAGCGAGUGUUAGAUCAUACACACACACACAGAUACAAACACAACCCAUCGAUCAUUGAUCAGAGCGAAAUGGUGGUGCCGUGGAGGAAACUAGAAAGGUCAGCCAGUAGGUCAGCGAGGAUUAGGAUGCAAUACGUCAAAAUCUAAUCCCGUCACGGACGGAUCUUGCGCGUGAGAAAAUGCCUUGAUACGUUGAUUUCAAAGGGAAAGGUCUUGUUGGCCCCCCCUGUUAUCACCUCGAACACACACACACACACAGGAAGACAGUCCAAGGUUCAGGUUUGACCUCGUUCCCAUCGAUUGCGACCGUUUGGCCGUCAUAAUGGCCAUCUAGCGGUAGCAGCCGCAACGGCAGCAUAGAAAAGAGUCCCACCCCAAUAAAGACCAGCUCCCCAGCUGCACACCAGGUUUCUCGCGAUCGUCAUGUGCGAUCACCAGGCGGAUCCAUAUUUUAAACCCCUCUGAUCGUUUUAUAACAAUAACGCGCCCUAGGGAGAAGGAAGGAGCUGCAGACGAGAGACAAAUAAAAAAAUUGAC
Messenger RNA from Anopheles darlingi, 6038 nucleotides. RefSeq lists its product as uncharacterized. The record is from RefSeq and is a predicted model, not a curated record. Lineage: Eukaryota; Metazoa; Arthropoda; Insecta; Diptera; Culicidae. The transcript is spliced from 14 exons. The coding region runs from base 1112 to 4933 and encodes 1273 amino acids.